Messenger RNA from Fusarium subglutinans, 1656 nucleotides. Its product is annotated as C6 transcription factor. The transcript is spliced from 4 exons. Gene Ontology annotation, biological process: DNA-templated transcription. Gene Ontology annotation, molecular function: zinc ion binding; DNA binding. The record is from RefSeq and is a predicted model, not a curated record. Gene Ontology annotation, cellular component: nucleus. Lineage: Eukaryota; Fungi; Ascomycota; Sordariomycetes; Hypocreales; Nectriaceae. The coding region runs from base 1 to 1656 and encodes 551 amino acids.
AUGAGCUUGAGAACCGAAAGUUCUCACUGGAAAGGUACGCAUCUCAGACCCCAGCCAACCCAGGAGGCUCUUAAACACUUCGUCAAAGUCUACGAAACCAAGAUCCAUCUUCAGCCUCUCCCGCUAUUCGGGCUAAAUAGACUCGAGGAACGAUUGCUUGACGGCCCUCAUUUCCUACUUUGGAGCUUCAUGGCUCUCACUCUGAUGUUAUCUACCCAUCCUUUCUACGAUGAUCAAAGAACAUUUGCAAGAGACUUCUACACCCAAAAGGCGGAGGAGGCCGUGAGCUAUUUGGCUUCUGAGGGGGAUAUAUCACCAGAAGUAAUACAAUCCCUUUGCCUUAUCGCUAUGAAGCAUCUAAACAAUCAACAACUCGCACGAGCCUGGAUGACUACUGGUACUGCUGCACGACUAGAGGCCUUACGAGUCCACUCGUUUGACAGUAGCCCUUAUCUAACAGAUGACUCCGUAUCUAGAGCUCACUGGAGUGUUUUCAUGCUCGAACGACUUUUUGUUCCUACGAUGCCAGAUGCUUUUGGGCCUGGAGUUCCUCAAUUUCCUAUUAGCGCUCCAAAGCCACUUGCACUUCAAUCGACACUCUCAACUACCGUACCAGAACGCGCACAGUUAGAAACAGCACAACCCAGAACCAUACUGAGCAGUGAUCCUGGUAUCAUUGGCGUUCACAUUCGUCUUGUGUCGAUUUGGGGAAAGCUUCGAUUUUACUUACAUAGUCUACGGCGAGGCGUCACUGAAAAGCCUUGGUCACCAGACUCAACGCAGACAAAGCUGAACAUCGAGAUGAUAGAGCACGAAGCUCUAAUCGAUUCGACCUAUUUUCUCUCCAAGGCUCUUCUGCCAAGCCGAACUACAGCAGAAAUAUCUUCACAUCGCGAAUACUGGGAUCCAUUCAUGGCUAGCCAAAUUAUCUGGCAUGCCAUCCACGCCGUGCUAAACCACCCGUUCGUCCACUUGUUCUUACUCAGGUCCUCCAGGGAUGUCCCCCCAUCGUGUCUGUUCCUUCAACAGAGGAUUGAUAUGGCGCUAUUUCACACAGGAUCCCUGUUUAGGAUUCUCCAGUCGUUUAUGGAUCUAAUGGAUAUAGACGAUCCGAUGGUGGCAGACUUUGUAGCUGCAGCUGCGACAGUGUCAUGGUUCUUUCAGUUCUCAGCGGAUCCCAAGAUCUCGCGGCGGGCUCGUGAAGAAUUAGGUAAAUGCGAUGUGUUUCUCAGCCAUGUUGCUGUAACUUGGCCUCACGUCAACCAAAAGCUUGAGAUAUUGAGGAAGCUGGAGGCACUGGCCAACGAAAACCGCCGACAGCACUCAGACGAAGGGACAAACAUCAGUUUCCAAUCCGCAUGGCUUUGGGAACUGUUGACUCCUAGGGUUCAGUCCCCUCAGAUUGGCGCCUCAAACUCAGGGCCAGGGACUGGCGGUGCCUCUGAGAAAAAUCCAGAUUCCGAGAUGUAUCUCAAAAGCCAUUUUGUCAUGCCUUUGCACGACGACCCGGACUCUGGUCAGAUAAGAGAGCCAGUGGAAUCUGGUCAAGAUUGUAUAGAUUCUUUGUUUACUAUGCCGGGAGAUCUGGAUUUGUUCAAUGUCGAGUUGUUGUCGCACGACUUUUUCGAAACUGGACUAUGGGACCAAGGCUACUGA